AUGGCGACCAGCUCGGAGCGUAGCCCUCCACCGUUCCCGGACUCCGGGGACGUCGCAGGCCGUGGCAGCGAUGAAGACGACGCCGACGAGCUCUUCAUGAGUGUGAAUAACUCCUCACUUAGUGAGACGCCGUCAGCCAGUCAGCCCAGCGAUGAAUUGAUCACUCCUUCCAGCGACACCGCGACCGACCCCAUCAGCAGCGGGUCGGGAUCCAAAACGCCGAGCGAGCGCUCCGACGAGAUCGAAGACAACUGGAUGAGUCCUUCCGUAUCGGUGGGAUCCAAAGGGGAGGAAAAGGCCUUUGGUCAAAACCCACUCAACGAUGAUUUCGUUGACAUACUGGGAAGCGAAACUGAACCGCAACAGGAAAUAGUAACGGGGGAUGUGAGUGAAAGCCAGCCGCCUGACGUCGAUGACUCAAAAGAGGAAGUUAAAGAAACGGCGCCGCUUUUAGAUAUCGGUUUAUCUGAGGACCCCGCACCACAUCCAGUUAACAAAGUGGCGGACCCUCUUGCAGACUUCUUUGACGAUCCUCCACCCGUAACAAGCCAGAAGCAGAGCUCCGCCGCCGCGGAUCUGUUCGAAGAUGAAGGUAGCGACUUAUUCGCCGACCCGCUGGCGAUCAAACCUGCCAAGCCGCCUCAGAAGAGUCUUUUCGACGAGCCUGACGAGGAUAUUUUCGGAGAGACGACGGGUGCCAAGAAAGACGAGCCUCUAGCUGAAAAGUCCCCAAGCGGAGCUCCCCAGCCGGAUCGUGACCAAGGUGACAUCUUCAAAGAGGAAGCCAUCCCACCUAGCAACACCUCACGUAUCAACUCAAAAACAAACGGAGUCCACGUGGAAGAAAGCACUGAUAUAUUUGCUGAUGCCACAGUGGAGCUCUCGCUGGACAGUCCUCAGAACGAGAGGAAGAAGGAACCCGCCGCCAAACCUUCCAUGUCGACGCCUGUCGUUUCAAACGUUGCCGCUGUGGCCAAGCCAUCCCCACCGUCAGCUGUGCUGGAGGAACUGGAUGAAGAGGAGGAGUCGGAGCUUGAGGACAAAUUCGACAUCAACAUUGCAAUUAGCGAUCCAGAAAAAAUAGGGGAUGGAAUGACCGCCUAUAUGGCCUACAAAGUGUCCACUCAGACCACAAUGUCUAUGUUCCGCAACAAGACCUUCACGGUACGCCGGCGCUUCAGCGACUUCCUGGGCCUGUACGAGAAGCUCUCUGAGAAGCACGGACCCAACGGUUUCAUCGUGCCGCCUCCGCCAGAGAAGAGCAUUCUGGGUAUGACCAAGGUUAAAGUGGGGAAAGAGGACUCGUCUUCCGCGGACUUUCUUGAAAGAAGAAGAGGCGCUCUGGAAAGAUAUCUUCAGAGGGUGGUCACUCACCCUUCGCUUAUUCAAGACCCUGAUGUGCGGGAGUUCCUGGAGAGAGACGAAUUGCCCAGAGCUGUGAGCACGCAAGCUCUAAGCGGCGCCGGCUUCCUGAAAAUGAUCAACAAAGCGACAGACGCCGUCAGCAAAAUGACCAUCAAGAUGAACGAGUCAGACGUGUGGUUCGAGGACAAACUGCAGGAAGUAGAGUCUGCUGACCAACACUUCCGGAAGCUCCACGCUCUGGUGGAGUCGCUCGUCGUUCACAGGAAAGAGCUUUCCGCAAACACGGCGAGCUUCGCCAAGAGCGCCGCCAUGCUGGGCAGCGCCGAGGACAACACGGCACUGUCGCGAGCGCUCUCGCAGUUGGCCGAAGUGGAGGACAAGAUGGAGCAGCUGCAUCACGACCAGGCGGCCAACGAUACCUUCGGCUUCGCCGAGCUCAUCGCCGAUUUCAUACGACUGCUCGGCGCCGUCAGAAGCUCAUUUGACCAGCGUAUGAAGGCGUGGCAACGCUGGCAGGACGCACAGAGCGCGCUGCAAAAGAGGCGAGAAACUGAGGCUAAACUGCAGUGGGCCAACAAACCCGACAAGCUGCAGCAGGCCAAAGAGGAGAUUGUGGAGUGGGAGGCCAAAGUCACGCAGUACGAGCAAGACUUUGACAGAGUGUCGGCCACCGUACGCAAGGAAGUGCUACGCUUCGAGAAGGAAAAGGCGAGAAAUUUCAAAAGACAGAUCAUUAAAUAUCUGGAGAAUCUGCUCAAGUCCCAGCAACAGCUGAUCAAGUACUGGGAGGCCUUUUUACCCGAAGCCAAAGCCAUCGCCUGA
Messenger RNA from Nerophis lumbriciformis (worm pipefish), 2187 nucleotides. Lineage: Eukaryota; Metazoa; Chordata; Actinopteri; Syngnathiformes; Syngnathidae. The record is from RefSeq and is a predicted model, not a curated record.